UUCGGGUUUUUCAAUACGUCAAUCAAACACACGAUAACUUAUGUUAUUAGAUAUUGACUCUGAACGAAGUCCUGGGUUUUGUUUCACUAUAUUUUGUUUUAUUCUUAAUAUUAAAAGUUACUUUUAAGGAUAGGUGUAUUAUUAAAAUGUCCGAUUUCACCAAACAUUCGGCUUCAGGAAAAGUGUUGUCGAACUUGGAUGUUAUUACCUGUCCUGUGUGCCUGGAAAUUUUUGAUGAUCCAGUGAGGAUUUGUUGUGGUCAUUCAUUUUGUGACAGCUGCUUAGUGAGUGAUGAGAGUGAAGAAAACACACCCAUAUGUCCUUCAUGCAAAGCAUCUUUUGACCCUGAAAAGAAAAGAAAAGCACAUAACAUUAACAAGAUGAUUUCAACUUACAAAGGAUUAUGUGUGGUUUGCAAUAAACAGAUGGCCCUCUCAAAACUACAAGUACAUCAGAUGUUUUGCUCGAACAAAGACAGCGAGGAGCUUGGUGCAUGUGGAGGAGAGCCAGUACCAGAAAAAUCAGUGCUGCCAGAUGAGCCAAAUAGAAUUACCUUUAAAUGUCCUUACUGUUCAUUGAAGGACUUGAAUGUUCAUAGCUUACGUGAUCACUGCAGUCAGAAACAUGUGGGGGAAAAUAUGAAUGUGGUUUGUCCUGUCUGUGCUUCCAUGCCAUGGGGUGAUCCUAAGAAAAGAAGUGCUAACUUCAUUGUUCAUCUUAAUCUUCGACACAAGUUUGAAUAUGAAUUUUUUGUUGACUACAAUUUGGACGAUGCUGAAGCCAUGGAGAAAGCUCUAGAAGCUUCUUUAACAGAAUUUUAGAUGUCUUAACCCAUUCACUGUGGCUGGGAUGUAUAUUUCCAAGUGUUCCCACUCCCUCAAACUGUGACAAAUGUUUCCCAUUGUUAAUGCUGUUUAUGCCUUCCUCUGCUGGGUCCAGGUUCAUCAUCUUGACUAUCAUCAUCAGAUAGAGAGCUAGUAUCCUCUUGUCUCAUUGCCUCUUCAUCAUCACGCAUUUGAACACCACUUAACUCAUUUUCACUAUCUUCUAAGCUAUAUGAGUCAAGCGCAUCAAGCAUAUUAACAUAGUAACUAGGUUACUACUCACCUCUAUAGUGAUGUGGAUAUGGUUGGCAUGCAGUUGUCGUACAUUCCACUUAGGCAUCUUGUUGGUUACUGAAUGGAAAACAUUGAGGGGAUCCAUAUAUCAACAUUUGGUGGGCUGACAAUAAACACUUUCCAACUUAUUUUAUUCCCAUACCUCAUGCACAGUAAUUUUGAAUGACGAUGGGAAACAGUUGUCACAGUUGCAGUGUGAGGGGGUGGGUGUACUGGGAAAUAUACGUCCCAGCUGCAGUGAAAGGGUUAAAGAUGAUCUGUAAAUAUCUCUUGAAAGUUUGUUUAGUUAUGGUAUUGGUACGCUUGACUGUUGCCUUUGUUCUUUUAAAGAUAUAAACAAAUGUUUUGAAAGUUUUUUUAUCUUUUUGUAGACUACCCUCAUUGUAAUAUUGGAUUGUUAAAUAUAUACAUACAUAUAUUUGUCAUUUUGAGUAUCUAACCCAUGUGAAUAUUUAAAAGUGCAUAUAAUUUUUUCAAUCAUUGUUUUAUUAAACUUUUAAUUUGAGAAAAUGAAUUUAUUACACUUAGUUUUUGAGGGAUACAAUAUGAAAAUUAUAAAGGAUUUUAUAUCUAGAAAAUAAACUUGAUGUAGAUGAGGAAUAUAGAAUGAGAGUACAAUGUAUAAGAUUAUAAGAACACAUUCACAUCCUUUCAUCUUUCAGUGAUAUUCUGCAUUAAAAUAAGUUCUGUCCUUGUGAAGUAGAAGCUGUAUUAUUGCUGUAUGGAUGAAAUUCUCAAGCCCAUCUUAAUUUAUACACUUUGUUUUGUAAGUAUAUGGGGCUUUAAGCAACCUGAAGUUAAAAGAAAUCCUUAAGUAAAUAUUUCUUGGUCCUCUAUCCUUCAGUAAACUUGUUGCCAUCUUUCAGAUUUUGUCUAGAAGCCACUUUAAAUGCAGUGCUAUAAUCCUGGCCAAACCAAAGAACCUAUUUGUCUUAGAAACUCUCUAACCUGAAAUAUUUUUAUAUGUGCACAAUCAAUAAGCUAAUUUUAUUUGAUAGUUGAAAUAUUUAAUUCUGUUUGAUUUUUAUCAAUUGCAAAAUUUUGUAUCCAUUUCAAACUUGGCCAAUUUAGUCUUUUAUUUUAAAAAUAAACUUUUUUCCUUCUUUUUUUUAUAGCCUUUUAUUUUGUCUUUAUGUUACUGGUAUAACUAAACAACUUUCUAGAAUUUUGUAUAAAGCUGAGGAAGAACUUGGAUGAAUAUUUAGCAGUAGGUGAUAUGGAAUCUUAACAUAAGGACAACAAGGGACAGUUUGGUCCUUGAAGGCUGUCCUUGUAAUCAACAUGUGAGGAAAGUAAAAAAUUUGAACUCACACUAUUAUUUUUAGAGAAUCGUCAAUUAUGUUUUUAAACUCUUAUAAUGUUCUGGCUUCUACUACCAAUAGCAACUAAUUCCAUAAGUUAAUCACCCUGUUAAAAAAAUAAAACUUUAUUUUUACAGAUCUUAAA
Molecule: messenger RNA, 2564 nt
Organism: Limulus polyphemus (Atlantic horseshoe crab)
Lineage: Eukaryota; Metazoa; Arthropoda; Merostomata; Xiphosura; Limulidae
Product: RING finger protein 166-like
Exons: 5
Coding region: 147-821 (224 amino acids)
Biological process (GO): protein polyubiquitination; ubiquitin-dependent protein catabolic process
Molecular function (GO): ubiquitin protein ligase activity
Source: RefSeq, a predicted model, not a curated record